Molecule: messenger RNA, 1965 nt
Organism: Sus scrofa (pig)
Lineage: Eukaryota; Metazoa; Chordata; Mammalia; Artiodactyla; Suidae
Gene: SYAP1
Product: synapse associated protein 1
Biological process (GO): regulation of short-term neuronal synaptic plasticity; TORC2 signaling
Cellular component (GO): cytoplasm; nucleus; synapse
Source: RefSeq, marked provisional
UCGCCCAGGGAGACGCGCCCUGUGAAGUCCCGACCAGGCUCCGCCCGCUAGGGUCUCCUGUGACCCGGACCGCAUUGGCGGCCCUGCGGGCGGGAUGUUCCGGGGUUUGAGCAGUUGGUUUGGCUUGGAGCAGCCGGCGCCGGGUGGCCGGCAGUCCGAGGGAGAUGGGCAGCCUAAGGGAGACGCUCCACCCGAGCAGCGCUCCGAGGCGGUGGCAGAGACAGCGGAGGGGGAACCUCAGCAAGCCGGGGACCAGGAGCUCCUUCAUCAGGCCAAAGGCCUCGGCAACUAUCUAUUUAACUUUGCAACUGCUGCUACAAAAAAGAUAACUGAAUCAGUUGCUGAAACAGCACAAACAAUAAAGAAAUCAGUAGAAGAAGGAAAGAUAGAUGACAUCAUUGAUAAGACAAUUAUAGGAGAUUUUCAGAAGGAACAGAAAAAAUUUGUUGAGGAGCAGCAUACAAAAAAAUCAGAAGCAGCAGUGCCCCCAUGGGUUGAUAGUAAUGAUGAAGAAACCAUUCAACAACAAGUCUUGGCCCUGUCAGCUGACAAGAGGAACUUCCUUCGUGACCCUCCAGCUGGCGUGCAGUUUAACUUUGACUUUGAUCAGAUGUAUCCCGUUGCCCUGGUCAUGCUCCAAGAGGACGAGCUCCUGAGCAGGAUGAGAUUUGCCCUCGUCCCGAAACUUGUGAAAGAAGAAGUGUUCUGGAGGAACUACUUUUACCGCGUCUCCCUGAUUAAGCAGUCGGCCCAGCUCACGGCCCUGGCAGCCCAGCAGCAGGCCGCCGGCAAGGAGGAGAAGAGCCGCGGCAGAGAGGAUGAGUCGCCGCUGACAGAGGCAGUACGGCCCAAAACACCACCUGUCGUAAUCAAAUCUCAGCUUAAAACCCAAGAGGAUGAAGAGGAGAUUUCUACCAGCCCGGGUGUUUCUGAGUUUGUCAGUGACGCCUUCGAUGCCUGUAACUUAGAUCAGGAGGAUCUGAGGAAGGAAAUGGAGCAGCUGGUGCUGGACAAAAAAGAGCAGGAGACGGUCGUGCUAGAAGAGGAUUCUGCAGAUUGGGAAAAAGAACUACAACAGGAACUUCAGGAGUACGAGGUGGUGACAGAAUCGGAGAAACGAGAUGAAAACUGGGAUAAGGAAAUAGAGAAAAUGCUGCAGGAGGAAAACUAGCUGUCUCCUGAAAUAAAGGAAAAAUCCUUAAUGCUCUGUAACUGACAUUAAAUUCUAGGUGUCGACCUUGGCUGAAUCAGAAGGCACAAGAGUAUAAUAACUUCAUGAAAUUAUUCUUUUUUCAAGCUGAAACUUGCCUCUUUAAAAAAUAGGACAGUUAUUCUAAUAAUCAAAAAGAUGUUUUAUGGAACAUUUCUUUGCUAUAAAUCUCGUUAAAGAUGUUCUCGUAGUAGCUGCACACAUCGUCACAGAAACACAAGUAAAAUUUUAGAGAUAAGUUUUCUGUGAGGUAAAAAAAAGAUUCUUCACUUGUGGUUUUCUAAACAUUUGUACUUGUUGCAUUUUCGUUGCUACAUAUCUGUUAAAGUACUUACUUAAUGGAUUGAUAACUAUCAAAACGACCAAAUUGUACCAAAGAAUUGAAGAGGAAGCACUUUCAGAACUAUUUUCUUGCAAGUAUUUUCUAAAACUCCAUCUGGAAGCCAAAAGAUAGAAUAAUUACACUGAUUAUAAUGAUAAAAACAUCACACCACAGUUUGACCUUGAGAAAUACUGUGCAAGAAUAUUUGUUUUUCUUUGGGGCCUUUUUUUUUUUUUAACUAUACCACAUAUUUAAUAAUGUUUUCCUAAAUUUCACAUCAUGGUUUUCGUGGAAAGCAGGAUCUUUCAUCCUUUUUGUAUUAAUGACUGUCAGACGCCUGUUCCCCUUCAAGUCUCGUGUUGUUUAAAUUGUCACCACAUAUAAAUGUUUUUGCUUUUUUUUUGUCUUAAUUAAACUGUCAGUCUUUAUAAAA